This is a messenger RNA of Venturia canescens, 4018 nucleotides long. RefSeq names its product Diuretic hormone 31 Receptor (gene Dh31-R). Lineage: Eukaryota; Metazoa; Arthropoda; Insecta; Hymenoptera; Ichneumonidae. The coding region runs from base 1122 to 2540 and encodes 472 amino acids. Gene Ontology annotation, molecular function: calcitonin receptor activity. The record is from RefSeq and is a predicted model, not a curated record. The transcript has 14 exons. Gene Ontology annotation, cellular component: plasma membrane. Gene Ontology annotation, biological process: cell surface receptor signaling pathway; adenylate cyclase-modulating G protein-coupled receptor signaling pathway.
UCCAGUAUCCCGCGUGCAUUACAAACACUUGCUCGUACAUGGAAAAUGCCGGUGGAAAGUUUGAAAGUUGCGUCUAAUCGUAGUCGGAGACUUUAAAGGUUCGAGCACGGGAUUCGAAGCCUCUUCGAGCCUCAGGCAAAAUGAUUAUUCCCGUCCGAAUUGAACAGGUUUUGAGGAAAUCCUCGGAUCGCCGAUCAUAAAAUUUGGCGAUGAAAACCCGAAGGAUCUUCACUGAGCUCUAACGCUCCUCAACCAAUUCCUGCACAAACAUUCAACUCUUAAAAUUUAGUUCGGCAAAAGGCUUUUGAGAGCACACACCUCUCGCAAAUAAGCUCGCAAAUUGGUGCCGUUGUGCUGCCACUUCGCGAGAGUUUGACCGAAGAAACUGUAAUUGGAGGAGCGAGGAGGGAUAAUAAAUUGCAAAACGGUUGAGCCAGCGGUCUGGCUAGUUUUCUGCAGCUAUUACGUUGUGCAUUGACAUUUGAUCAGUACCGAAAGAUAAUAAACGGCUUUCGAUUUCGUCCGAGGACAUCGAUGAGCGAAAACGGUUCCCGUAUUUUUACGCGCGUCAAUCGCUCUCGCUUUUCCGGCGUUUUACGGACACUCGCACAAUUUUCAAACCGGCCAAUUUCGGGGAUGCGAGGUGUGCGAGCUAGCAUCGCGAAAUAUGAAUAAUUUCAUUGGAAAGGUGAGAAACUUCAUUUGCUUGGAAUAUCAUCGUGUUUGCACUUGCGUACAGUGCAUCGACCACGAUUCAACGUGAGAAAUGUAACGCUGGAUUCAUAGAGGAAGAGCGACGAAAAGGAACGGGGCUCGUGUCGCUCCAUUUAUAUUCAUCGUAAUUUCGUAAAUCCUGAUCGUCGGAGAUUUGGUUCUUCCUUUUGUCGGGUAUAGACUGGCUUUCCGGUAUUCUGCGAGCUCGUUUCACCCCCGUCUCUAUUUUCUUCAUGUCGUAUAGUUACCUCACGAAGCAGGCUUGAAGGAUUUUCCUGAAAGUUCCGACUGAUUGACUCAACGCGAGCGAAAACUUGCGAUUUCAAGAAAGCAUGGAGACCCAGACCGAGUGAUAUGAGAUUCGGAUAUAAGGGGUCUGGAAAAGUUGAUGUCUUCGGAACGACACGAUGCCGGGCCAGAAUGCGACUACCAUUGGUAGCAAUCUUCAGGAGGAGGAACAUCGACGAAUCCUCUUUGAAAGGCAACAAGAAUGCAUGGAACAACUCGCUCAGAACGCCACUCCGCCAUCAGAACUGUAUUGUCCAGGCUUGUUUGACGGAUGGUCCUGUUGGCCUGAUACACCGGCAGGUCAAAAAGCGUACAUUUCGUGUCCUUACUUCAUCACUGGUUUCGACACAUCACUGAGAGCGCACAAAAUUUGCGAGCCUAACGGUACGUGGUUUCGUCAUCCCGAAUCACUCCAGAUAUGGAGCAACUACACGACUUGUGUCAACAUCGAGGAUCUCAACUGGCAGCAGCAAGUAAACACGAUCUACGAAGUUGGCUACACGAUUUCCCUCAUAGCACUUCUAGUGUCUCUGGGAAUUCUUACGUACUUCCGUUCUCUCCGAUGUGCCCGGAUCACUCUGCACAUGAAUCUGUUCGCUUCCUUUGCAAUAAACAAUGCAUUGUGGCUUAUCUGGUACGGAACGGUUGCCUCAAAUGCCGAUUUACUUCCGGAUAAUGGGAUUCCCUGUCGAAUGUUGCAUGUUGUUCUACACUAUUUUCUACUGACAAAUUACGCUUGGAUGCUGUGCGAGGGUUUUUAUCUUCACAUGCUUCUCGUUUGCGCAUUUACGAGCGAACAAAACUUAGUAAAAUGGCUUAUGGGCGUUGGGUGGUUAACGCCGGCUAUAUUCGUACUGAUUUAUGCCAUACUUAGAACAGUCAGCGAUGAUCCAGCUGACAACUCGCAGUGCUGGAUUGACGAGGGUAAUUACAAGUACGUCUUGGUCUUGCCUGUUGGUGUAUCGACCCUACUCAACCUCAUGUUUCUCUGUAAUAUCGUACGUGUACUGCUUACUAAAUUACGAGCUGGUCCUGCUAUUGGGACUCGACCUUCGCGCUCAAUGCUCCAAGCUUUUCGAGCCACAUUACUCCUGGUCCCACUGCUCGGUCUCCACUACUUGGUUAUUCCCUUUCGACCACCAAAAGGUCAUCCCUGGGAAAGGGGAUACGAAAUUAUUUCCGCUAUUACGGCUUCCUUUCAAGGCCUCUGCGUCGCGAUCCUCUUCUGUUUUUGCAACGGCGAGGUAAUAGCGCAGUUCAAACGAAAAUGGGAAGGUACGGCAUUCAUGAGAAAACGAGCGAAUUCGUGCACGGCAACAACGGUCUCGGUCCGUUACCGGGAGAGGAAAAGGUGUGACUAUCAAAAGGCGGCACCGAUCGAUGAAAAGGAGGAAAAAUUGAUGGCUAAUUCAUCGCCGACCGGCUCGGCUUAUGUGGGAUUCCGUAGGGGCAGUAAUAACGGCUUAAGCAGUACACGGGUGCUCAUCAGACGCAACGAAUCGGCUGAUGACUUCAAUCAGUAUCAAAGCCAGUGCUGAUAACGGUGACACGGAAAAUCAGGAUCUAAUAAUUUCUCGAUAUUCCUCAUCGGUCGCACUCAAUAAAGAGUCUUCGUUCAUCGAUUUCUGAAAUUUUGAUAGAAUUGUCAUUCCGCUCGAUAAAAUACACAAUUGACGUAAAUAAUUAUUGGAUACGAAAAUCAAAUGUAUAAAUGAAGAAUCGAAACUUUUCGAAGAAAACUGUAAUCGAUUACAUCGACGUUUGUUUAAAAAAUUGAUGCAAGCUUUGAUCUCGAAAGUGCUGGCGUAAAUGGUUUGCUAAAGGCAGCAAAUUGACAUAAAAUUUAAAAGAUUCAACUAUUUUUCUCCGCGACAACAAUUAUGAUCUAGCAUGGUUAUGCAUCGGAGCGGAAUAAUCUUUAAAAUGAUUUUUUUUGCACAAAAUGGUACUAGUCGUUGCCUAUAUCAGUUAAUGUAGUAACACUGAAUGUCCUAAUAUGUAAGUGUGUAUAUAAAUGUAUCAAAAUGUAAAUUAGGAAUUGUCUGAUGGUAAAUUUGUAUAAAACAAAACCACGGGAAAAAAUAACUGUCCUGCCUCGAUUUUUCCCAGAUGUAUAUAUACGGGCAUUAAUGCUAGAACUACUAACUCAUAUAAAUUGAAAAAUGGUCAGAAAUAUCACGAGGCAGUCGUAGCUUUACGUAAAAAAUGAGACACUCCUUAACUUGAUCAAUUAGUUGCACAUUGGCAUGACAAUAUUAUAGUGUUUGAUACUCUUAUCUGUUAAAUUGAGAAAAAAAAUAAAAAUUUCUAACUAUAUCUGUCCGUCUAUACAGAUGACUGCUUUCGACCCCGAAAUCAGUGAUUAGAUUUCAAUGUUUCUUUCACGAAAAGAAAUUGGAUAUUGAAAAAUAAAAACAGGAAAGCUAACGGCUGCAGCAAAAACACAAAUGUUUGAGAAAUUAGAAUUUUUAUUUUAAAUCUCAACAGGCAUUACCAUUGUUCAACAAGAAAAAAACUGGCAUCACAUUCAUAGACACUGUUUACGUACGUUGAACCGGUUGAAAAAAAUGUACUGCUUCAUUGACGAUUCAUUUCGGCCCGAUGUUAAAGGUGCUAAGUUCUAAAAUACAAAUUGUUCUUUUGUUACGGAAAGACAAAAUAAUUCAUGGUGAAAUUUCGGAGACUACGCAAACUGUAAAAUAAUUCCAUUAAAAAACCAUCAGACGAAUAAUCAACGAAUUAUUUCUAAAAAACAAUUGAACGUACCCGUCUGUGAAUGUGUCAAAGUAGUCAAAACUUAACAAACAAUAUCCCAGUGUACUUACGAUGAAAGAAUAAAAAAUAUACUGUAAGAAAUUAUUUUAAAUAUGAGUAUUUUGUGAGAUUUUGUAAAUACGUGCGAAAUAUUAAAAUGUACAAAACGUGUAUCAAGCUGUAUGCGUAAAUGGAAAUAAUAUGUUAUGUAUUUACUUCGGAAAAAGGAGGAAAAAUAAAUCUUCAAGUAUAUUUGAUGCAA